CAGGUUCCAGCUGAAAAACAACGCGUUAAUUUAUAAAUUAACGACUAAAAAUCGUAGCUCAAUACAGUGUGUUAAUGCUAACGUAGCCAAAGAUAUAAUUGUCAUAUGUUUACAAAUAGCCACCCGGACAAUAAAUCAUCGUUUAUAUUAGAUAUUCUAGUUAAAAAUCAAAAUCACAUACGCGCAAUCGGUUUGAACGCAGUGAGCAGAACAAAGCAGAAAGCAAGAGCAAGAGCAAGCAAUCAGCAGUCGCCAGAGCAGUGUAGAGUUGUGUAACACGGCAGCGUGAACGUGUAAUAUAAUUUGGAUUUGGGUUUUUGUGCGCUAAAACAGAAACAUACGCAGCAUGGCGCUCGAGAUUGAUGCAAAAAAUGCGGCGGCGGCUACGACUGGUGACGCUGGUGCCCCUGGCAAGGCCAAAGCCAAGGAGAAUAAGAGCAACAGCAACAACAAUAAUGCACUCGCUGCCGGCGAAAAGAACUUGGUCAAUGGCAACAGCGCCGCUACGAAGAAGAAAGGCAAGAAAAAUCGUAACAAAACCCCGCCUCAACAAGAUGCAAUUGAUGCAUCUGAAGCUCUCAGCAAUGGGCAUGCCGAGAAGGCGUCAGUUAACGGAGAUACCGCCGAUGCCAAUGCAAAUAUGCUGGAAAAGAAAGUUGACGAAGAGGGAGCAACAGCCACAGAAGCAGCUGAGGUUGGAUCAUCAGGUGACGGUGGAGCUACUGGCGAGGGCGAAGCGGCUGCAUCUGGCGAAGAUGUUGAUCUCGAUGCUUUGCAUGACAUUGGCAUAACAGUGAACAUCAGCAGCCCCGGCACGGAUGUGCUGUCCGUGCAGCUGUCGAGCAUGGAGCUGGUGCAGGAAAUCCACCAGCUGUUAAUGGAUCGUGAAGAGACAUGCCACAGAACAUGCUUCUCGCUUCAGUUGGACAACGUAACUUUGGAUAAUUUUGCUGAACUAAAAACUAUCGAACCUCUGGAGCAGGGAUCCACCAUUCGUGUCGUCGAAGAGCCGUACACAAUGCGCGAAGCACGCAUUCAUGUGCGCCAUGUACGAGACCUCCUCAAAAAUCUUGAUCCGGCCGAUGCAUACAAUGGCAUCGACUGCACCUCCUUAACAUAUUUAAAUACCAUCACACAAGGCGAUCUGUUGGACAAAAAGCGAACACGUCCCGACUCCGUCGACUGCACGCCGCCCGAUUAUGUGACGCCCGGCGUUCGUGAACCGCCGCUAUUGCCAUUGCAUCCAAAUAUUAAGAAUGCAAAGGGACCACAGGCACUGAAAGUGUUGACCACAUCGGCAUGGAAUCCACCACCUGGGCCCCGUAAACUACAUGGUGAUCUGAUGUAUUUAUAUGUGGUUACCAUGGAAGAUAAGCGCUUUCACAUCUCAGCCUGCUCCAAGGGCUUUUAUAUUAAUCAGUCCACAGACGAAUGCUUCAAUCCUAAACCGGAUAAUCCUAGCCAUUUGAGUCAUUCGCUCAUAGAUCUAUUAUCGCACAUUUCGCCGUCGUUCCGCCGCGCUUUUCAAACCAUACAAAAGCGACGCACGAUGCGACAUGCCUUUGAACGUGUGGCGACGCCCUAUCAAGUGUAUCAAUGGGCAGCGCCACAAUUGGAGCACACCGUUGAUGCCAUACGUGCCGAAGAUGCCUUUAGCUCUAAACUGGGGUACGAGGAGCAUAUACCCGGUCAGACGCGCGACUGGAACGAGGAGCUGCAGACAACCCGGGAACUGCCACGCAAGACACUGCCAGAGCGCUUGCUGCGCGAGCGUGCAAUCUUUAAGGUGCACGGAGAUUUUGUUACGGCUGCGACUCGUGGAGCCAUGGCUGUAAUUGAUGGCAAUGUGUUGGCCAUUAAUCCCGGAGAAGAUGCCAAAAUGCAAAUGUUCAUUUGGAAUAAUAUAUUCUUUUCGCUGGGAUUCGAUGUGCGCGACCAUUACAAGGAGCUGGGUGGUGAUCAUGCUGCAUUUGUGGCGCCCCGCUAUGAUCUGCAUGGCGUACGUGUCUAUAAUGCUGUGGAUAUCGAGGGUCUAUAUACCCUGGGUACAGUUGUCAUUGACUAUCGUGGUUAUCGUGUGACCGCCCAAUCCAUUAUACCUGGUAUAUUGGAGCGUGAGCAGGAGCAAUCAGUUGUCUAUGGAUCCAUUGACUUUGGAAAAACGGUGCUCAGUCAUCCUAAGUAUUUGGAGUUGCUCCGUCUCGCGGGCAAGCGUUUGAAGAUCUUGCCUCAUUCGGUUCUGAAUGAACGCGAUGAGCCAGUGGAGCUGUGCUCCUCUGUUGAGUGCAAGGGCAUCAUUGGCAACGAUGGUCGACACUAUAUACUCGAUCUGUUGCGCACGUUCCCGCCAGAUGUAAACUUCCUUAAGCUUGAAGAUGUACAGCUGGGAAAGGAACUCAUCGAUAUGGGCUUUCCCAUUGAGCACCGCCAUAAACUGUGCUGUUUACGACAGGAGCUGCUUGAGGCGUUCAUUGAGGAUCGUUAUGUGACCUUUAUACGCAUUGCUGCAGUGCAUCUGCAACAGUUGAAUGCCAAAAAGCAGGCUGAGAAAGAACUGCCCUCCAUAGUUGAAAAACAAGAGGAGCCAGAGAAAGAGCAAACAGAAAAGGAAAAGCAGACAGAAAAGGAGAAGGAAGAGGAGAAGGAAAAUGAUAAGGAAGACGAGCAGAAAGAAUCCAAGCCCAGUCCCAGUGAGACGAAGAGCGCUGAGGCCAUGGUCAAUGCCAUACGUGAAGCGCAAUCAAAUGUGGCUGUCUCAAAUGAGGUGCAAGCUGCGGAGGUCGUAAAACGGGCAUGCGCCGCUGUGGGUUCGCUCAAGGAGAAAGAGUUUGAUUUCCGCUUCAAUCCGGAUGUUUUCUCGCCAGGCAUACGCCACGUCGAUGGCCCCGAAGGUGGCAUUCAAUCGCUGGCUAAGCAAAAACGUCUCGUUCAGGAUGCAGCCGAAUUUUUGGUACUCAAGCAAAUACCCGCCUUUAUCAAGGAGCAUAUGGCACACUCCUCGCCGCCUAUCGAUGGCCAGAGUCUCACUGAAUCUCUGCACAGCCAUGGGAUCAACGUCCGCUAUCUGGGCAAGGUGGUCAAAAUGCUCGGCCAAAUGCCGCGCAUGGACUAUUUGCAUCGUAUUGCCAUACUCGAGCUGAUUGUGCGUGCCACCAAGCACAUCUACUACACCUAUAUGCAAAGCACCGAGCCCCUGCAUCUCUCGGCGGCAAUUAGCCAUUUUCUUAAUUGCCUGUUGACCACUGGACCUGUGAAUCCCGCCGUCAGCAGCGAAGACGUGCACAAGAAGCAGUCGCGCAACAACGGUGGCAAGCACAAUAAACACAACAAAACAAACAAGACAACUAAGCCCCAAUCAGCUUCGGCGGCGGCCGCCACACAGAAUGGCCAUAGCUCCUCAACUGCCAAUGUUUCGACCAAUGCAGCAUCCAACAAUGCAUCCAGCAACAGCAGCUACGACUGGACGUUGGUCACACCACGUUCCCUAUGGCAGCAAAUACGAAAGGAGGUGAAAGCAUAUUGGAACUGGGAGCUGGACUGCGAUUCUAUUGAGAGUGCUAGCGCAAAGUAUGGACUGUUGCGCAUCAGUCUGUUACGUGCCUUCUGCUUGAAGGUGGGCAUCCAGGUGCUAUUGCGUGAAUACAACUUCGAGUCGAAGCACAAGCCCACCUUUGGCGAUGACGAUAUUGUCAAUGUGUUCCCGGUGGUCAAGCACAUCAGUCCUAGGGCCUCAGAUGCCUACAAUUUCUAUACGACGGGACAAGCAAAGAGCCAACAGGGUAUGCUUAAGGAGGGAUACGAAUUGAUUAGCGAGGCUCUCAAUUUGCUGAACAAUGUUUUCGGAGCUAUGCAUGUAGAGAAUGGCUCCUGUCUCCGCAUGCUGGCACGGCUUAGUUAUCUGCUAGGCGAUGCCCAGGACGCUCUGGCCAUACAGCAACGUGCUGUUAUCAUGAGCGAGCGCGUCAAUGGCAUUGAUCACCCAUCAACCAUACUGGAAUACACACAUUUGUCGCUGUACUCGUUUGCCAAUGGUCAUGUGGGUAUGUCGUUGAAGCUGCUUUAUCGCGCUCGCUAUCUGCUGGUUCUUAUCUGCGGCGAGGAUCAUCCCGAGGUGGCGCUGAUCGAUAGCAACAUAAGUUUGAUCCUGCACGCUCUGGGUGAAUAUGAGCUCUCUUUGCGUUUCAUUGAGCAUGCUCUCAAGCUGAAUCUGAAGUACUUUGGCAAUAAAGCAAUGCACGUGGCCGUCAGCUAUCACCUAAUGGCCCGUAUUCAAUCCUGCAUGGGCGAUUUUCGCUCAGCGUUGAACAACGAAAAGGAAACCUACUCCAUUUACAAAUCACAGCUUGGUGAGAAGCAUGACAAAACGCGCGAAUCGGCUGAGUGCUUGCGUCUAUUGACACACGAGGCUGUUGCGCUGCAGCGGAAGAUGAACGACAUCUACUCCAAUGGCAAGUUGACCAGCGAUUUGCCACCCAUACACAUAACGCCGCCGUCAAUGGGCUCUGUACUGGAAAUGCUUAACACUAUCAAUGGUAUACUCUUUGUGCAUAUCAGCCAAAAGGAUAUUGUGAAGGUGCGUAGCCAGAUUGAAAAGCAUUUGAAGACGAACAGCGACGAGAGUGACGCAACCGAUGACAAUGAGGUAACAGCGGCACUCAAAACGUUUGUGGCUGCUAUCAACUACAAUGAGACUGAACAGCCGAAAGAUGUUUCAGAAGCAGGUGCACCCACAGCCGCGCAGCUAACAAAUGGAAGCGAAGAGUUAACUACGACGGUUUCAAGUUGAAUGCAGGCAGAUCAAACGCGGCAGCUAUGAAUGCAAACAACGAGCCUUCACAAUUCACAUAAAUAAAAACAACACACACCAAAAA
This is a messenger RNA of Drosophila hydei, 4871 nucleotides long. It is a transcript of the gene clu, whose product is annotated as protein clueless. Gene Ontology annotation, cellular component: cytoplasm. Gene Ontology annotation, molecular function: protein binding; mRNA binding. The record is from RefSeq and is a predicted model, not a curated record. The transcript is spliced from 7 exons. Lineage: Eukaryota; Metazoa; Arthropoda; Insecta; Diptera; Drosophilidae. The coding region runs from base 347 to 4786 and encodes 1479 amino acids. Gene Ontology annotation, biological process: intracellular distribution of mitochondria.